Molecule: messenger RNA, 804 nt
Organism: Paramuricea clavata
Lineage: Eukaryota; Metazoa; Cnidaria; Anthozoa; Malacalcyonacea; Plexauridae
Source: the annotation of a GenBank genome assembly
AUGGCUAAAGCGAAUUUGACUUUCUGGUUGGUUUUCCUACCGUUCGUAUUAUAUUAUGAUUUUACUUAUGCGCACGUAAAUUUUAACUUUGUUUUAUUACAAGAUUAUCGUAAGUAUAUCGACACCAUGCUAAAGGUGCGUCCAUGUAGCCAAGACUAUAAUUUACUUGGCUUAGUGAAGAUAUUCCAAGACUAUUCAUUUUGGGACAGUGAAAUGAAAAUUGCCACCAACGGUGCAAAUUACCUUACCUCGAUGUGGCGGUUUAAGGACGAGAAAGGUCGUUCCUUGAUCGAGAACGAAGAGGCCAUAUACACUUUAGCAAAGACUAUAGCAAUGUCGUCUGAUCGAAUCUUCGGUUCGGCUGUAUGCUUCGAUGAAAAUAAAUUCCAAGUUAAACGGCAAUUUUGUCCAUACGCUUUUAAGAAUAGCCGUAGGAAUCGAGUAAUAAUAGUCCGUGACUUGGGAAGAUUUAACGACUAUCUCACGAACUCCAUUUGGACUACACUGGAACAUAGAUCAUUUAACAUUUCCAAUUUCACCUGGUGGCGUGUUGGCAAAACAUUUCCUUCAAAGGCCACGCAGCUCAAACAGAGCACUGCAUAUUUCGAUACAAACUUUGAUAACCUUGCCACUAAGAAGAGAAUUAACGUAUCUGGAAAUGGGAAAUACUUUAAUAUCACAUCAAAUUAUAUUCCCAUAAACUACGGAAAAUGGACGUCGCCGUAUUACGAUUGUGUUGGUGGAAAGACAUGGAUGAUUACUUAUUUGGUACCGUUUUACGACGAAACUGACACAUUUUUGUAA